This is a messenger RNA of Microthlaspi erraticum, 2208 nucleotides long. The record is from the annotation of a GenBank genome assembly. Lineage: Eukaryota; Viridiplantae; Streptophyta; Magnoliopsida; Brassicales; Brassicaceae.
AUGUUGACAACUACUGGGAGAAAGGAGAAGCUCUCCGCUUCUCAAGGUUCUGAAAUCGAAGCUUCUUCCAGCGAGUACGAAAAUGGUACUGGAAAUGUAUGGUAUCGAGCUGUUUUGGAAGAAAAUCUGGCGAAAUCGAAGCGGAAGAAGCUCUCUGUUCGCCACUUACACCCUCAGCUCAAGGAAGACUAUUUACCGCCGGUAAUCACAACUUCCUUCCAUCGUCUAAUCCGUCCAGUCCCGCCGCAGGAUCCGUUUCCCGACGUCGAUUUCGAGGAAGGUGACAUGGUUGAUGCUGCUCGCGACGGUGGAUGGUGGUCUGGCUGGGUGCUCAAAGCCUUGGGAAAUCGGCGCUUCUCUGUGUACCUUCGAUUCGAACCUGACGUCCUCGAGUUUGAUCGGAAAUCUCUGCGCCCACAUUUGGUGUGGAAAGACGAAGAAUGGUUCCGAUGCGAAAAACGAGUAUUGACAGAGUCAGAUUUUAGCGCCGGAAAAAGAGUUGAAGUGAAAACAAAGGUGGAAACUUUUGGGGAUGUUUGGGCUCCCGGGAUGGCUAUUAAGGAGAAUGAGGAUGGGACGGUGCUUGUCAAGUACAAGGUCAAGUCUUUGAGCGGUGAAUGUGCUAAGAUAAGCGUUCCUUUCUCCAGAAUCCAGCCUUUACCACCACCUUGUGGAGAAAGAGUGUACGGCUUGAUGGAUAGUGUUCAUGUGCUUGUCGAGUCUGGGUGGUGUCCAGGUGUAAUCACUAAGCUUCUUUACGGGAAGAAAUACACUGUAAAGUUUGGGCAAAGCAAGAUGAGUGUGGACUUUGACCACUCCAAGUUAAGGCCUUCUGUGAAGUGGAGAGAUGGAGUCUGGAAAACUAAAGAAAAGGUUAUGGGUAGCGAUGAGAGUCCGCAUGUUGUUGAAGAAACAACUGCUUCAAACCGCAUAAGGGUAACUAUUCGAACACCACUGAGAGCAACGCGUUCUUCUAGUAGCAGCGCUAUUCAGAAUCCUACUCUGGCAUCCUGCAAUGGAGGAGGAGUUGCAGAAGCUAGUGAAGUAUCUGUCGUUGAGAGUGAAACACUGAUCUCCGAAACUGCAUCUCAGUUAUCUGGUGUUUUAGGAAGUGAGAUGGCUCAUGCUGUGAUGAAUGGGAACACGAACACUCCAGUCCCAAACCAACCAGAGAUAGCAGCAACAAAAGAGUCUCACUCAUCUGUAGUCCUGGGUGUAGCUGCAAUUCAAGGAAAAACAACUCCGAGGAAGAAACUUCAGACAAUGAAGAAUCAAAAGAGCUCUUCAAAUGAUUCUGUGGGAGAGAAGGCACCUGAGGAGACGAGUAACAGAGAGAGCGUUAACAAAAGGAAAAGAGGACAACCACGCAAGUUCAUAAGCACAGAGCCUAUUCAAAAAACUGGUGUAGCUGGUAGUGAUUCAAAUCCUACGACUACUGAAACUGCUAAUAUGGAUGAGGAUGAUAAUGAUACGCCUCUCGCUUCAUGGGUCAACGGUGGAAAUUCAUCAUCUGGGCAACAAUCCGCUUCACAGAGUCCUGAUCCAAUGCUAAACUCUGUUGUGGAGAAGCACGUCGAUGUUGUGAACACUCCUCUAGCGAAAGAGUCGACAAUGGUGCUGCCGUUUGCAAAGAGGUCACCGUGUUGGAAAGUCCUUGAAGCAAUGGAGAUCUUAAAAGCUGUGCCACAGCGUCCUCAUUUCCUUCCACUGCUAGAGAAGGAAGAAGAGUCCCGCGAAGGAGACGCGAUUGGUGCGAUGGUGACGUUCACCGGGCUGUUAGAGAAAGUUAACAAUCUACAAGUCGACGAUCCAGCAAGCGCGAUAAACAGGAUCAUCGAGUGCUUCGACAAGCUCGAGAAACACGGGUUUGAUGUCACAGCACCUCGGUCUCGUAUUGGCAAGCUACUGUCCAUUAAAGAAAGCCAGGGAUUGGCACUGCAAGAGUUACAAGUUGCUGAGAGAGAGAUCGCAGAGAACGACAACAAAAGAAGGAAGUGUGAAGCAGAUAUUGAAGACGUGUCAAGGAAGGUUGUGGAAUUGCAGAAGAAGGUUUUGGAACUGCAGGAGCAGCAAGCAUUGCUUAAGGAAGAGAAAGUGACAAUGGACAUGGACAUUGACCGGAUGCAGUCUCGCGCAGCGGUUCUCGACCAAAAGGUUCAGAGUGAAGAGCACAUGUUUCGGACAACUGUUGCUGCCCCAUGGAACUAA